Molecule: messenger RNA, 981 nt
Organism: Capronia coronata CBS 617.96
Lineage: Eukaryota; Fungi; Ascomycota; Eurotiomycetes; Chaetothyriales; Herpotrichiellaceae
Exons: 2
Coding region: 1-981 (326 amino acids)
Source: RefSeq, a predicted model, not a curated record
AUGUCAUCCAGUGGAAGGAACUCCCAGGAAAGCAAUACGGAAGGUGGUCAGAGACGUGGUUCUGGAUCACGUCGUCCCAAUCUGAUUGAAUUCGUCGACAGUCAGGACCCCAAUGUGAGGAGUGCCAUUCAAAGACACACAGCAUACCAUUCAGCGGCACAACGUCGAGAUGCCAGGUCCCGACUGUUACGCCGUUCCAGCCAAACCCGGUACCUGGAAUGGGGAAGACGUCCAAGCCAGACUACCGAAGUUACUCCGGCAACUUCCUCGACCAGCAGUGCCAGCUCCGUCUCCAGGUCUCCAGCGCCACUUGCGCGCGAGAGGCCCGAGGGACCAAGCCGGACAUCCAGCACUCAAACCGAACAAGAGACGGAGACCUCUACGACCACGUCAGAGACAACGUCUAACACAGACACGGCGCCGACGGUAGGACCGUUAAUAUCAGAUGAAGAUAUCAUACUGCAAUACUAUCGUUUGACAUUCUGCCAACAGUCCACAUCCAGGGACAUUUUCGAUGGCGCAGUCGCAUAUAUCCUUGAGCACGAUGCAGCUCGACAUUUACUUCUUGCCCAUGCUUAUGCGACACGUUGGAGGCUGCAGGCCAGCCCCGAGACAGCGCAGGACCAAGUCGAAGCAGAGUCACACCUCGGACGAGGCACCAAUAUCUUGUGGAACCGAUUACGAAUGCCUGGCCAUGCCAGCAGCGACUCCAACAUCCAGGCCGUGCUAUUGCUGUUGGCGUAUACGGCAGAUUAUGGACAAAGUAGUGAGAUUCGUCUCCAUGCCGACGCUUUGCGAACCAUGAUCGAACAGCGCGGGGGACUUGAUGCAUUUGGGCAUAAUCCCGGGCUCCAGCAGCAGCUGUGGACGAUUGAGAGAUCACGCCAGUACCAUCUGACACUGGACUGUACGCAUGCGUGCACGAUCGGGCUGCGGUUUCCCGACGGGCUGCCAUUGCGCGCCCCUCGCGAGGACGGCUGA